AUGGCCCCGGUGUCUGCAAUCGAGCAAUUAGCGAAUCCGCUGGUCACCUCCAAACAACUGCUCAAUUUCAAGAGCCUCGAGAACGAAGAAGACCAGUCUCUUCAUUUCGCCCAGUGUCAACUCACCUAUGCGGCCGGUAUUCUACUUCGCCUUUCGCAAGAAGUCAUAGCCCAAGCCAUUGUGCUGCUUCAGAGAUUUCUCGUCGCGAGCAUAUCAGAGGAGCGCGAAGGUUUCAGUGCAAAAACGUGCUCUGCUGCGGCCAUCUUCCUUACCUCCAAGAUCUCUCCUACACCCGUCUCCCCUCGAUCGGUAGUCAACGUCUAUGCCUACCUUACCUCAAAAGCCUCUCCACUUGGAUUUAUCAAUGUUGACGGAGUACCUUCGCAAGUCGAGCCUAAGGACUAUUAUGUAACAGAAGGGACAUACGAGAAGGAACGCCAGCGCCUCUUUGUUUGUGAGAGCAUGAUUAUAGCUGGCAUUGGUUUCGAUACGCGAGUGUCUCUGCCACACGGUCUGGCUUUGACAUACUUGAAUGCCUUGGGGGUCUCAUCGGAGGGUGUCUACAAGAGAGUAUUCGAACAUCUGAACGCUGGACUACUGUCGCCCCAGUUACUAUACCUUACUCACCAACCGAACGCUUUGGCGGUCGGCGCAAUAUACCUUGCUGCCCGAGAAACCGACACCAAGCUGGUGGAACAGAAUUGGUGGGAGGUUUUUGACGUCGACAGGGAAGACCUUGGAUUUUUGGUUCUAGCGUAUGGGAGUAUUGCCAACUUUGCAAAAAGCGAAUUCGAAAAAUGGAAGCAAGGUCCUCUUCUGUUACAGUAA
This is a messenger RNA of Exophiala spinifera, 828 nucleotides long. RefSeq lists its product as uncharacterized. The coding region runs from base 1 to 828 and encodes 275 amino acids. NCBI's taxonomy places the organism in Eukaryota, Fungi, Ascomycota, Eurotiomycetes, Chaetothyriales, Herpotrichiellaceae. Gene Ontology annotation, cellular component: nucleus. The record is from RefSeq and is a predicted model, not a curated record. Gene Ontology annotation, molecular function: cyclin-dependent protein serine/threonine kinase regulator activity. Gene Ontology annotation, biological process: regulation of transcription by RNA polymerase II. The transcript has a single exon.